Molecule: messenger RNA, 4983 nt
Organism: Doryrhamphus excisus (bluestripe pipefish)
Lineage: Eukaryota; Metazoa; Chordata; Actinopteri; Syngnathiformes; Syngnathidae
Source: RefSeq, a predicted model, not a curated record
UUACGCCGCACUGUAAUUUAAAGCACCAAUCCUCGCCGCUUCUGAUGACACUCUUAAUUGCAUUGAGGCGCACGCUUUCACUGAUUUGUCUAAAAAAACGGUAAUUGGGUCAUUUUAAGGAACCUGCCAGUUUCGCCCGCAGUCACAUUUUCCACCAUCGCUGGCAAAGCGUCCAACAAUGUCUGCGGCUUCCACAGCAGCAGCAGCAGCAGCGUCUGCGUGUGAGCGUGGAUCAUUCCCACCGGCUUCCAACAUCACCUUAAUUGAGGGUCAGAUUAUGGAGUCUACAGAUUUAAAACCUAAUUAGGAUUGCAAUGGCGCUGAGGUGUUGACAUAGCGCUAGCUGUCGUUGGGAAUAACCAGCGCCUUUCAGAGCCCUGAAUGAUGAAGUAACAUGGCAGCACACACCGAUGCCUUUUUCCCUCCUUGAAGGCCUGCCUCGGACCUGUGGGCCAGGCACGUCUCCUCACUUGAGGCACCAGAGGACAAGGUACCGUAGAUAUGUCAUUGAAAGCAUCGUCGCCAUGCCGGUUUAAUUGGACACAGCGAUGACAGGAAAUGAGGAUUUACAGCUAGAGUGGGGAAAAUAAGUAUUUGAUCCCCAGCUACAUGUUGUCUAAUUUGCAUAACCCGCCAAGAUUGUGAUUAUGAUUAAUAGAAUUGUCAAAAAAUAUAUUUAAAAAUGCAAAAGAACAUUGUUUUGUUGCUUAGGUUUUUUUUAUGUCCCAAACGAGUGUCGCCUGUGUGCUUUGAGAUGGGGGGGAAAGAAUCCAAACCCACAAGAACCGUACUUGGCAUCAGGAAGCAUCGGUGGACCCAAGGCAGUGCAGGUGUAAAGCAUCCUCUCCAGGGAAGGUCAAGGCAGGUAACAAAGUUGACUUCAGGUGAGAAGGAAAAGCCCACAUAGUCUGAGAAAAUAAACCCUGUGUGACCUCAAUUAGUGUGAUUACUCCACGGCACUCCUCGUGUUUGCACAGUCUUAGUAAAGGUCCACUCCCCCCAGUUAAAUGAAAAUAAACACAAAUAAACAAUAAUUACACGCAUCCCCGACUCCUCUCAUGGUCCUGCUGCUUAGUCACCUCCUUCCAAUCACCACUUUGGAUAAACCCCACAGGAACACGCAGCCGACGACCUCGGAACCUCUGACUCACGAGCGCAUGACGUACAGCUUUUAUAAAGGAAGUCAAUGAGAGGCUUGAUCCGACGGAAUCGGCAGCCGUCUGGCCGUAAACAUCCAGUCCACUGUUUUGGGAACUUUGUUUGGUUUGAUGCCAGUGGGAUAAAACCCCACUGUUUGGUAGCAGCUUGGAAUUAUGGAAAACUAACUGGGAUUCCUCCCGAAAACAUGCAAAGCCGUCUGCAAUGAUAACCACCCCAAUCCAAAGGCCACCUUUCAAGUGCUUGCAGAUUCAGUUCUUCCACAUUAUUUAUUAUUUAUUUUUACUUCAAUUUCUAUGCCCAACAAGACCAUAUAAAAAACAUUUUUUAUAAAACGUCAACCAAAUGCAAAUGUCAAAAAGAAACAGCACUUCCCCUUUUCCACACGUUAUGGCUCUAAAAUGACAGAUCAUUGUAAUUAUCUUAAUUGUCCACCCAAUGACACCAUUUCACCACAUCAUUUUCCACAUUUUGACAUGAAAAAGCAUUUAUAUUUGUUAUAAUAUUUUAUAGACAAUAUAUUUUAUUAUUUAUGAUAUUAACUGUUUGCAAAUGUAUGAUAAAUAAAUGGAGGGGUGUCAUCAUUGGCAGCCUUUGCUCUGUGCUUUGAUUGGCAGGGAUUCCAGCCUCAAACAUGAGGCCCGACGCUUGCUGCCCCCAAAGCUACGUCUGCUUGCACGGGGGUCCUCCAUGGGUCCUCCACAGGUCCUCCUCGAGGGGCCCGUCUCCUCACCUCAAUGGGAGCAAGUCUGGGUUCGUUCACCGGAGGACAUUCCCAGCUGCCCUGAGACGCUCCAUCUUGGUUUUGUGCUUCUUUGGAGUUCUGAAAAGUCCCGGUGUUUCCAAACUUGUUCCAGUUCCAAAUGAUGGAUCUCCUGGACCUUGGCACAGACUUGUGCGUGGAGACACUUGGCUAUCGGAGGUGUAGUAACCGCUCCUUUGACUUGGAGCUUGGUUUGUGCCCUGACUUCAAACCUACUGGUGGACUCCAGCAAGCGUCUUGCCCGGCCCCCGCCCCCCCUGCCCGCCCCCCCCAGCCGGCCCUGCCCAUGAACCGGCCUAAAGCAUCCCCAGUAUGUUCGCAGGCUCUGCUUGUGUGCGAGGAAACAUGAGCACGGCGGCGUAUUCAGAGUCCCGGGUGGAGCGCUGCAGGUCCCCGCAUAAAGCCGAGCAGGAGCCGGAGGUCCGCGAGUUUGGGCCGGGGACCUCCGGAGGGGAACACAUGAGCGGGGCAUGGGCCAGAGGACACUGGAUUACUGCUCUACACCGCGGACUGACUCAGGGGGAGGCCGACACCGGGGAGUCAGGCGCACACUGUGACGCACCCGUGGGGACUCUGUCGCUUUUGCGCCAUUCCGGGACUAUCUGGCCAAAGAUGAACACCAUCGUGUUCAACAAGCUGGGGGGCCAGGUCCUGUUUGAGGAGAAGGCCAACGAGGUGGAGAUGAGCAGCAGAAAUUACCUGGAAGUCAUGGACGGACAACAUCCAGACCUCCUCUCCGGCAACCAGGCAAUCCGGGACAACCAGGCCGUCCGGCACCGGCGGAACGGGGGUCGUCCCGGCGGCAGCAAAGUGCGGCAUAAGCGCCAGGCCCUGCAGGACAUGGCGCGGCCUCUCAAACAGUGGCUGUACAAGCACCGGGACAACCCCUACCCCACCAAGACGGAGAAGAUCCUGCUGGCUCUGGGGUCCCAGAUGACGCUGGUCCAGGUUUCCAAUUGGUUCGCCAACGCCAGGAGACGCCUGAAGAACACGGUGAGGCAGCCCGACCUGAGCUGGGCCCUCAGGAUCAAGCUGUACAACAAGUACGUGCAGGGCAACGCUGAGAGACUGAGCGUCAGCAGCGACGACAGCUGCUCAGACGAUGGGGAUAACCCUCAGAGAAGCCAGAGCGGCCCCGGGGAGCUCACCAAGCCCAUGUACCAGAGCGUCAUCAAGAAGGAGGGCUCGGCCAUGAUGGCCAUGGGAGCCGGCCUGCGCUCGGCCGCCGACGCGUCCUCUCUGGCGGACGACUACGUGUCCCCGCCCAAGUACAAGAGCAGCCUGCUGCACCGCUAUCUCAACGACUCGCUGCGCCACGUCAUGGUGGCCAACGCCGUCAUGGACGCUCGCAAGAGGAACCACUCGGGCUCCUUCAGCUCCAACGAGUACGACGACGAGCUGCUCUCGCCGACCUCCUCCGAGGCCGAGGCCAACUUUGUUUACCGGACUGAAACCACGGAUCAUGGAUCAAGUCGAUGUGACAACGUGGGCGCGGCACCCAGGGAGAAGGCGAAGGGCAAAGACGAGACGUACUGGAAGGAGAUCAACGCCGCCAUGGCCUUGACCAACUUGGCGCAGGGGAAGGACGGCGGCGCCGGGACCACCAGCUGCAUCAUCCAGAAGUCGUCCCACAUAGCCGAGAUCAAGACUGUUAAAGUUCCGCUGGGGCCCAAAUUUUAGCUCCGGGCUCGGCCUCCUCACUCUAUGCAAACGUUGGCGAGGACGCUUCCAAGACGUUUUUACUAUAAAUUAUUUCUAUUUUUAGGCCAAAUGUGCAUUUUGCCAAAGUGCCUUUGGAAGUGGAAUCCCGGAAGGCCGGAAAGGCCGUGGUCAUCGAACGCACACAAACAUGCCGUCGUUUUUCCUGAGCGCGUCCUCGCGUACGCUGAUGUGACGCGCCACCGUGAGCCACGCGCCGAUAAGCCGCCGCCGCGUCUCGUCCUUGGCUUGGAUUCCCUCAGCGACAACGUGCAGACGCCGAGUGAUGUCACGCUCUCACGUGCGCUUCCUCGUAUGCGUUCGGCCUCACGGACAAACUUGACACGCACCCCCCUCGGCGAGGAAGGGGUGUCUCUCUUUGGCUUUGCCAUCAAGGACGUUGCCCCCCCCCCAAGCCCUCCUCCCCCUUCUCUCUUGAAGAAUAGAGAAAGUUUCCUAGAAGCUUCAACCUUGACUUUCACUUUCCUUUCAUUCCGUCGGCACGUUGUUGCAGCCGAGGACGCUUCCGACGCUCCUGGUGCUUCUUAUCUCCUCCAUCAGCCUCCUGGUCUACACCUUCUUGGUCUGGGGGGUCCGGGGGGGUCAGCAAACUGGAGGCUUUGUUGUCCUUCCACAUCUUCAAGGUCGUUAAUGUACGCCAAGAUGGAGGAGUAUUCGGGUCACACUAAAUAUAAACAUAUCAAAACAUAAAUAUGCUGUACAUGUUUGAAGCCGUUAUUUUUAAAAUAUAUUUUUCUAUCAAAUACGUUUGUAUUUAAAUAAUAUUUCAUUUGCAAUGAGAAUGAAAUGAAAAUAUUUUCUUCUAAAAGUUGAAUCUCACUUUUAAACCUUUGGGACUAAUUUUUUUCCAUCUUUUAUUUCCAACGGUUAUCAUAUGAUCGUCAUUUGGACCAAAUGCCUUCCAAAGUCAACAAGGAAGGAAGGAAGGAAGGAAGGAAGGAAGGAUAUUAACCAAAGUCAUAAUCACGAGGUGGAUACGUUGUCAUCAACUUACAUUUAUUUUUAGGACUAAAAUGUACUUUGGAUAUCAUGUAUAUUUUUAAUCAUCAUAUGAGACCUUUUGAAAAAUAACCUAAUUUAAUAGUUCUGUUAAUCAUGUAUAAUAUUACUAAUCAUAAAUGCUCAAGUUUGACUAGAUGGCUAGAGAGGAAUGGUUCCAUCCGUAUAAAGAUUACUAGAGGUCUAGUGAGGAGGAAUGGUUCCAUCCAUUCUAGAUUACUAGAGGUCUAGUGAGGAGGAAUGGUUCCAUCCGUAUAAAGAUUACUAGAGGUCUAGUGAGGAGGAAUGGUUCCAUACGUAUAAAGAUUACUAGAGGUCUAGUGAGGAGGAAUGGUUCCAUCCAU